Molecule: messenger RNA, 423 nt
Organism: Adineta ricciae
Lineage: Eukaryota; Metazoa; Rotifera; Eurotatoria; Adinetida; Adinetidae
Source: the annotation of a GenBank genome assembly
AUGACUUCCACAGUUUAUACUCGAGCUCGACGUCGACAACAUCAAGCUCAACUACAACGAGCUCAACGUCGACGAGUUCAACUUCGACAACAUCAAGCUCAACAUCAACUAGUUCGACAACAUCAAGCUCAACAUCAACAAGCUCAACGUCGACAACAUCAAGCUCAACAUCAACUAGUUCGACAACAUCAAGCUCAACAUCAACUAGUUCGACAACAUCAAGCUCGACAUCAACUAGUUCGACAUCAACUACAACGAGCUCAACGUCGACAACAUCAAGCUCAACAUCAACGAGUUCAACUUCGACAACAUCAAGCUCAACAUCAACUAGUUCGACAUCAACGACCUCGAUACCAGCAAAUGCACCACUUUCUAGUACGUAACAAACGAAAUAAUAAUCGUUUUCUAUACGCUGCACAAUAA